Molecule: messenger RNA, 624 nt
Organism: Prunus avium (sweet cherry)
Lineage: Eukaryota; Viridiplantae; Streptophyta; Magnoliopsida; Rosales; Rosaceae
Product: protein TIFY 5A-like
Biological process (GO): regulation of defense response; regulation of jasmonic acid mediated signaling pathway; response to wounding
Cellular component (GO): nucleus
Source: RefSeq, a predicted model, not a curated record
CUUCCCUCAAUGUGGCCUUGAAAAGUUCUCCCUUCGUAUCCUAGUACUUCUUCUCUCUCCUCUUGGUUUUUCAAAUGCAUUUUUAGCUUUUAACUUCUCUCUCUAGCUCUGCCGAGCAUCUGCAGCUUGGACCUUGGCCUUUCUCCGAUGACCACUCCUUCACCGCCGUUGGAAACUCCAAUGGGCUACUGGACUCCGGACCAGCAGCAGCAAAUUACCAUUUUUUAUAAUGGCCAAGUUUUCAUUAGCGACAUGACUGAACUUCAGGCUAGGGCCAUAAUUUUGUUGGCAGCUGGAGAUAUGGCAGAAAGGGGGAUAUCAAGUGUGUCAAACGCAGCGUUGCUUGCAUUGCAAUCUCAAAUAUAUGGGCCUCCAGGUGUUUCCAUGAAGAGGUCUCUUCAGAGCUUUCUCCAAAAGAGGAAGAAAAGAAGUCAAGAAGCUUCUCCAUACAACAGCCUAUAAUAGCAUAUUAUUAUUAUAGCAUUAGCUGCAAUUAAUUCUAGAGAUCAAUUCAUGGACUCUUAUUAGUUAUUGAGUUUUAACCACAGAUCAGUUAUUUGGAUUUAAUAUGUAUGCCAUAAUGUCAAGGCCAAUGUGACAUGGAUUUUGCAGACCCAUUUUUUU